Molecule: messenger RNA, 5481 nt
Organism: Gekko japonicus
Lineage: Eukaryota; Metazoa; Chordata; Lepidosauria; Squamata; Gekkonidae
Product: protocadherin-15-like
Exons: 31
Coding region: 1-5481 (1826 amino acids)
Biological process (GO): homophilic cell-cell adhesion
Cellular component (GO): cell-cell junction; plasma membrane
Molecular function (GO): calcium ion binding
Source: RefSeq, a predicted model, not a curated record
AUGGUGCCAGCAAAGGAGUUGCCAUCUGGGGAACUAGCUAUGCCUUUAGGUGACCACCUCACAGCGGCCACCAGGGAAAAGAUAUUACGGGGAGAGUACAUAGAUGUAUUUUCCUUGUUAUUCAGGGAGCUGGAUAAAAAAGAUAGAGAAGAUUUGGAUGAAUGGGACAAAGAGCAUUUGAAGCACCGCAGCGUAGAUAGAAUCUAUGCUAAUUGGUACCUCUGCUUUUUAAUCUAUGCUGGGGUGAUUAUUAGGGUGCAGCCUGGAAGGGCUUCAUCUCUGCUCCAGUAUAUGGACAUAAUCCACAAAGGUUAUUCGGACUUUGCUGGGUCCGCUUGGAUGGAAUAUGAUAAGGCCUUCCAGAUGAAGACCGCUAUGUACCCGGCACUCCGCUGGGACCUAAUCCAUCCACAUAUCUGGAUGCAGACGAUGUCCCUGGCCAGGCCUAUGUUAGGGGAGCAUUCUGACAGCAGACAUGUAGUGAAAAGAGUUAAUGCAGCUAAUGCAGGAGCUCCAUGUUCCCAGGGUGGCCAGGCAAUCCAAAGACGCCCUUUGUGUUGGGAGUUUUCCUCACAGGCUCGCAACAUGCCGAGCUACCUGAUUCCGAGGACUAUCCCAUACCUCUACCGGAGACAGUUGGCAACCAUCGUUCAGUUCCAUACAGAAGCUGUCAGUUAUCAGGUUCAGUUCAAGGCACGUGUGAACCCAAUCAAUGUCAUGCCACCAAUACAAGCUAUAGAUCAGGACCGAAACAUCCAGCCUCCUUCUGAUCGGCCAGGAAUUCUCUAUUUCAUCCUAGUAGGAACCCCUGAGGAUUAUGCACAGUAUUUCAGUAUGAAUGUGACGACAGCUGAGCUCAGGCUCCUCAAGCCAAUAAACAGGGAUUUUCACCAGAAAUUUGAUUUGGUUGUUAAGGCAGAACAAGAUAAUGGCCAUCCUCUUCCUGCCUUUGCCAACCUACACAUUGAAGUUCUGGAUGAAAACAAUCAGUACCCUUACUUCACAGAAUCUAUGUAUGAGGGCUUUAUUCUCGAGUCGUCCCCUGUGGGCACAACUAUUGCUGAUAAUCAGAAUUUGACAUCUGCACUGCAAAUCAUAGCUUUGGAUAACGACAUAGAAGAGACAAAGGAUCCUGAGCUCCAUCUUUUCCUAAAUGACUACAAUACGUUUUUCACUGUGACUCAGACUGGCAUAACACGCUACCUCACCUUACUUCAACCAGUUGACAGGGAGCUUCAACAGCUGUACACCUUUUCGAUGACAGCUUCCGAUGGUGUGCAAGAAAGCCUACCAGUCACAGUCAAUAUCAUUGUGAUUGAUGCAAAUGAUAACACUCCAGCCUUCUCCAACAUAUCAUACAAUGUCAAGAUUUACACAGACAUGAGGCCUGGAGAAAGUGUCAUCAAGCUCACUGCCAUGGAUGCAGAUGAAGGGCCAAAUGGGCAAAUCAGAUAUGAAAUUCUGGCUGGGGAUCAGGGCGACUUCAUAAUCAAUGAACAAACGGGCCUCAUCACCAUUGCGUCUGGAGUUGUGUUGUCCGUAGGACGUUCUUAUGCCCUCACUGUCAAAGCAUCUGACAAUGCUCCACUUGCACAGAGAAGGAGCUCCAUCACUACCGUUUACAUUGAGGUCCUUCCUCCAAACAAUCAGAGCCCUCCUCGCUUCCCCCAGCUGAUGUACAGUCUCGAAAUCAGUGAGGCUAUGAGAAUUGGUGCCAUUUUGCUAAAUUUGCAGGCAACUGAUCGAGAGGGUGACCCUAUAACGUAUGUCAUCCAGAAUGGAGAUCCCCAGCAAGUAUUUAACCUUUCUCGAACAUCGGGGCUGCUAGCCUUAGGAAAGCCUUUAGACAGAGAAAGCACUGAUCGCUACAUUUUGAUUGUUACAGCCUCAGAUGGCCGACCAGAUGGGACAUCAACUGCUACAGUGAAUGUAGUUGUAACGGAUGUAAAUGAUAAUGGCCCAGUCUUUGAUCCUUUUCUUCCUAAGAACGUUACAGUACAAGAAGAGGAAGCCAAUGCAUUUGUUGGUCAAGUAAGGGCUACUGACCCUGAUGCCGGGAUCAAUGGUCAAGUACGCUAUAGUUUGGCAAACUUCAACAACCUUUUUCGCAUCACAUCUAAUGGCAGUAUUUAUACAUCGGUGAAGCUAAACAGAGAGAAAAGGGACUAUUACGAACUCAUUGUUGAAGCAACAGAUGGAGCUGUAGAUGCCCGUCGUACAACAUUAACUCUAGGAAUCAAAGUCCUGGAUAUAGAUGACAACAGCCCAGUGUUCACUAAUGCCUCCUAUACAGUGUCUAUUCCUGAAAACCUGGCCCUGGGCACAGUCUUCCUUCGUUUAGAGGCUAAAGAUGUUGACCUUGGGUCAAAUAUUACUUAUGGAAUAAGAACCCAAGAAGCACGAAAGUUUUUUUCCUUGAACAAGUUUACUGGGGAACUCUCACUUUUAAAGCCCUUGGAUUUUGAAUCAUUUGCUGACACAGAUGCAACUUUCACAUUUUUAGUGGAGGCCUUUGAUAUCGGUGGAACAAUGCCUCCAGGUCUUGCUACAGUGACAGUGAGAAUACGGGAUAUGAAUGAUUACUCCCCAGUAUUUAGCAAACCCCUGUACAGGGGAAUGGUCGCUCCUGAUGCAAUCAAGGGCACUGUUAUCACAAAAGUUUCAGCUGAGGAUCAGGACCCUCCGGGGACACCAGCAAGUCUAGUGAGAUAUAAAGUCGAUGUUGUCCAGUUCCCUUAUAGUGCAAGUAUCUUUGAUGUUGAAGAAGAUUCUGGACGUGUAGUGACUCGUGUCAACCUUAACGAAGAGCCCAGCACAUUAUUUAAGCUUGUAGUCAUUGCCUAUGAUGAUGGUGACCCUGUGAAGUUCAACACCACCACUGUAGAAAUUUCUGUAUUGCAGCCCUCGGUAAUUCCACGGUUUACCCAGGAUGAGUACAGGCCCCCUCCUGUGAGCGAAGGUGCACCCAAAGGAACUCAGGUGGCUGUUAUAACUGCUGCUGCCUUGAAUCAAACAAUCAUCUAUUCCAUUGUUUCAGGAAAUGAAGGUGGUAUAUUUUCCAUUAAUAACAGGACAGGUGUCAUCUCGAUAAAUAAAUCUCUGGACUAUGAAACUGUGAAAAACUAUGUGCUUCGUGUGCAAGCGGAUUCACUACAAGUGAUUCGGACCAAUUUGCCUGUGCCAUCUAAAAGUAAUACUGCCAAGGUGAUCAUUGAAGUACAGGAUGAAAAUGACCACGCUCCUGUCUUCACUAAAAAACUCUACAUAGGAGGCGUGUCUGAAGAUAAUAGAAUGUUUGCUGCUGUGAUGAAAGUGAAGGCUACUGAUAAAGACACUGGCAACUUCAGUGCUAUGCAGUACAGGCUCAUCAUCCCACCAAUCAAGGAUGGCAAGGAGGGCUUUGUGAUUGAGCCCUACACGGGGAUCAUCAAGACAGCCAUGCUCUUCAAAAACAUGAGGCGGUCUUAUUUCAAGUUUCAGGUCAUUGCAACUGAUAACUAUGGUAAAGGGCUGAGCAACAAAUCAGAUGUGCUGGUCUCUGUCGUCAACCAGUUGGAUAUGCAGGUCAUUGUCUCAAAUGUUCCUCCUACCCUUGUGGAACAAAGCAAGGAUCAACUGAUAGGGAUUUUGGAGCGCUAUGUUCAAGACCAGAUUCCUGGUGCAAAAGUUGUGGUAGAAUCCAUUGGUGCUCGUAGAUAUGGAGAUGGUUAUUCAGAAGAAGACUAUUCAAAAUCUGAUCUCAUGGUCUAUGCCAUUGAUCCUCAAACAAACCGUGCUAUAAUGAGGAAUGAGCUUUUCAAAUUUCUAGAUGGCAAACUUCUGGAUAUCAAUAAAGAGUUUCAGCCAUACCUUGGCCAGGGAGGACGCAUUUUGGAAAUCCGCACUCCAGAUGUGGUGGCCAAUGUCAAGAAGCAGGCGCAAGCCGUAGGCUACACGGAAGGGGCAUUGCUGGCUCUGGCUGUCAUCAUCAUCCUUUGCUGCAUGCCUGCUAUCUUAAUAGUUAUGGUCAGCUACAGACAAUUUAAAGAGAGGCAGGCUGAAUGUGCAAAGACAGCUCGAAUCCAGAUGGCCUUACCAGCUGGCAAGCCGGCAAGUGCUCCUGCUACUAAUCUGUAUGAAGAACUCGGUGACAGUACCAUGCGAGGCUAUGCACAGCAAGAGCAACAGCAACUGUUAAGGCCUGCUCUUCUCCGACCAGAGGAGCUCUCUAUGGAGUCUGGUAUAGAUCCUGGCCAAGAGUACUAUGGACAAGAUUACUACAGUUAUGAACAUGGGUACGAAUUGCCUCAAUACGGAAGUCGUCGACGAUUGUUGUCUCCUUCUGGGAUGUAUGACGAAUAUGGUGAAGUUGUCGUGGAGGGCGAUGGUGGCUUCUAUUACAGUCCACAGGGACCAGAAGCUGAGAGAAGGAGACCAGGUCCUCUUGUUGCAGGCAGAGGUCUAAGCCACAGACCAGUGCCUCGCGUAGCUGUUAGUGCUGUAGGUGAAAGGAAGGCUGUAACAGAAGGGGCCCCCCAGGGCAGAAGGAAACUAAAAGCAGUGAUGCAGCUCAGCCGAGUAGCGGUUAGCACCCACAAACCUGUAGCAGCGGUUGAGGUUGCACCUUCUCCCUGGAAGAAAGCAAAGAUCUUCCCCAUGCUACACAAAGUAAGAGGCAAAGAUGCAGAUUACGACAAGCUGAUGGCAGCACGCCAAGCAGAUGGAGAAGACAGCAUGGUUAUUAAAGGAAGCUAUUUUCAGAAAUCAGCAGAGGACAAACCAUUGCCCAAGAAGCCUGGCCGUGCUCUGAAGCGCCCUAGCGUUUCCAAGGAACCACGGGACCGUACGUCAAAGGAACUGAGCGAAUCAGAAUCCAAGUCAGGGAUUUCUAUUAGCGUCACUGCAGAAAGUGAAUCUGAAGAGAGUGACUAUGGAAAGAAAAGGAAAAGGAGAAGAAAAACAUCUUCCUCCAGCGAAGAGUCAUCAUCAUCUGCAAGCAGUGAGUCCCAGUCAGAUAAGGACUAUUUGAAAGUGACGUUGGACCAAGAUGAAACCAAUGAGAGUACUGUGGAUUCUGAUGAAGAAGGUGAAGAUUCAGAGUCAUCAGGAUCCUCUUCAGGGAGUGAAUCCGAGGAAACAUCUGAUCGCUCUGAAGAGUCUGGCUCACAGAGCAAAGUGUCCGAUACCGAGGAAGAGUCCAAGUCAAAGAUAUCAUCAGUGCUAAGUUCCAAGAGCAGUGAAGUUAGCUCUGUGCCACCAGUUCAAGACAAGAGCUCCGAGGCCAGUUCCAAGAAGCCUUCAUCCACAGCAGGAAGUGAGUUAGAUGACGCAGUACAAGAAGUAGCAGAAGAAGAGGAAGAAUCGUCAUCAGUUAUGGAUGAAGAGGAGACAGAUGAAACUGAAACAUCCUCCACCAUUGGCAAAAGUAGAUCAGAUCGUGGUACUACUACUACUACUACAGCAUCAGAAUCUGAAAUUCCUACUGACUCCACAUCUUUUUAG